AUGCGAGUCAGCUCGAUCCUCUUCGUCUUCAUCGUGGAAACGAGCGUCAAAGCAGCCAAGACUGCAACACGCGCCUCGUCAUUUGCAGGCUCUACUACCGCAGCGAUCUUUCCGCCAGUUGGAGCCGACACCGCGGCAAAUUCGCUAUUCCCAAAUCCAAGCGUCGUAGGCUACGCUGGGCCAACAAUCACUGGGGACGAGGCUGCGGUAUUGCAGACCGCACCAGCUGCCCCGUUCGUUGAUUCCGUCUUCCCGCUCGUUGAACCGCAACCGCUCGAGGCAGCGCCGACUGCCUCGUUCGACAUCUUGACACAUCUCGGGUCAUUGUCACCGUUUCGAUCCCUCCCGCCAACCACGUUCGGUGUCAUAAACGCCUCUGCAGUAGUGCCAGACGACUGCACACUGACACAGGUCCAUUUACUCCAUCGCCAUGGAGCGCGUUACCCAACCAUCGGCGCGAACGAGGUUGCCGCAGCCGUGCAUGCAGCGGCAACAAGCGAAGAAGGCUUUGAAGCAACGGGACCCCUCAAGUUCUUGAACACAUGGACAUACAAACUCGGAGCUGAGAUCUUGACGCCAUUCGGGCGGUCACAAAUGUUCAACCUAGGCAUGGGAUUCCGUGUUAAAUAUGGCGAAUUGCUAAAGGAGGCGACGGAGCUUCCUGUGUUUCGAACACUUUCUGAAGGUUUCAAUAAGUUUCCGCUAUCCUACUAG
Mycena indigotica is the source of this 714-nucleotide messenger RNA. RefSeq names its product 3-phytase A. The record is from RefSeq and is a predicted model, not a curated record. NCBI's taxonomy places the organism in Eukaryota, Fungi, Basidiomycota, Agaricomycetes, Agaricales, Mycenaceae. Bases 1 to 714 code for a protein of 237 amino acids. The transcript is spliced from 4 exons. Gene Ontology annotation, molecular function: acid phosphatase activity.